CUGUGUGGCGCACGGGGGCGCGCUUCACGCUGCAGAUGUGUCGCAGAUUUAAAAAGUCACUGUACUCAUCUAGUACAAGGAAAUGGAGCAGUGCAAAGCAUAAAAUACUGAAUUGUAAACAAGGCAGCGGAAGAGCGGGAACGCGUGCAGCCAUUGUAACAGUGCAUGGGAUUUGCAAUUCAUAGUUACUUUAACGACCAGAAGGAAAAGCACUAAGAUAAAUUGACAGCUACUUCAUUAUUUUUAGGGGAACAACUUAACUGAUGGAACUGUCGGCAAUCGGUGAGCAAGUGUUCGCGGUGGAAUCAAUCAUAAAGAAAAGAGUUAGAAAGGGUCAUGUCGAAUAUUUAUUGAAGUGGAAGGGGUGGCCUCCCAAGUACAGCACAUGGGAGCCAGAGGAGCACAUUCUAGACCCUCGACUGGUUUUAGCGUAUGAGGAAAAAGAACAGAGAGAAAGGUCAGUGAGGUGGCGUAAAAGAGGCCCAAAACCGAAAAGACUCUUCAUGCAGAGAAAUAUUUACGCAAUGGAUCUACGCAGCGCACACAAAGAUACAGAGAAGUCUUCAGCACAUCUGCCGCUCACGCUUGACCCAAGGUUCCAGUCCACAGGGGCUUGUAUAUAUCGACAAUUAACCCACCACAAGAAAAAGAAGAAAGCAUCCAGAGAGACUUCUGAGGAAGAAUGGGAUAGAAGAGAAGAUGAUGAUGAUGAUGAUGAUGAUGAGGGGGUUAUGGAGGAGGAGGAGGAAGAAGAAGAGGACACAAGACAAGGAGGAACUAAAACUGGCAGCAACACUUUAAACAAGCAUGUCAGGAGAGGUCGCUGGAGUCCAACCACUGGAUCAGAGGCAAUGACUAUAUCUCCUUUACCUGAAGACUGGAGUCCAGUUAUGGGCCCAGAGGAGGUCAUUGUGACAGAUAUCACCAUCAACUCACUGACUGUGACUUUUAGAGAGGCCUUGGUAGCAAGGGGGUUCUUCAGGAGCUGGGAGAUGGAGAUCUGACAUUACAGAGACUGAGGAUAGUCAAAGCAAGGAGGAAAGAGAAUUGGUACAUCCUUUUUUGCAUUGUUGAUUAUGUGCUUGCACAACUUCCGCCAGUGUUUCAGACUACAUUUAUUUGCACUAUUAGUUCUAAUUGAGUUAAAACCUUCCAAAAUGUUGUUUCAGUGAUUACAAUCAAUCAAGUAACAGUAACAGGUCAUGCCAUUUAAUGGCAAUAACUGAUAGUAUGAUGAGAUUUUGAACUUGUAUUGACCAUGAAAAAAAUCAAGCCAGUUCUCUGAUACUGGUUUUGACUGUGUUUUGCAGUGAAGUUUACUAACUAACUGGGAUAAACUUUAUUCUGUCUGGUCAUGUAUUUGCAUGAAAUACAUAAUGUUAGUUCAGAGUAGCACAAUGAAGUAUUCCUAAAAGCCAAGCUGUCACAUAUAUGUCUAUACAUAUUCACAUUACAUGUAUGUAUAUAUAUAUAAAUAUAUACAGUCAUGGCCAAAAAUAUCAGCACCCUUGGUAAAUAUGAUCAAAGAAGGCUGUGAAAAUUAAUCUGCAUUGUUAAAUGGGGGGAAAUAUCAUUAUGAAAUAAAUGUUUUUCUCAAAUACACGUUGGACACAAUUAUUGGCACCCCUAGACAUUCUUAUGAGUAAAAUAUCUCUGAAGUAUAUUCCCAUUCAUAUUCACAAUUUUGAGGACUCCAGGGUGAUUGUGAACAUGAAAUUAUCCAGCCAUGGCUUUCUGUUUCACAGAAAUAUAAACAGGAGGGAAAACAAAGCCCAUAUUCCUUUAAUCAUCCAUCAUAAUGAGAAAAAACAAAGAAUAUAUUUCAGAUGUGCAGCAAAAGAUAAUUGAGCUUCACAAUUUAGUUAAGUGGCUUUAAGAAAAGAGCUAGAGCAGUGAAAGUGGCCACCAAUAAUUAAGAAUUUCCAAUCAACAUAAAAUGUUACAAAACUGCCUGGAAGAGGAUGUGUGUCUGUAUCGUCCUAAUUCACAGUGAGGAGGAGAGUUUGAGUGGCUAAAGACUCUCCAAGGACCACAGCUGGAGAAUUGCAGAAAAUAGUUGAGUCUCGGGGUCAGAAAACCUUUAAAAAAAAUUGUCAAACAGCACCUACAUCACCACAUGUUGUUUGGGAGGGUUUCAAGAAGAAUUCUCCUAGCUCAUCCAAAAACAAACUCCAGCAUAUUCAGUUAUCAGACACGACUGGAACUUCAAAUGGGACUGGCUUCUAUGGUCAGAUGAAACUAAAAAAUGAGCUUUUUAGCAGCAAACACUCAAGAUGUGUUUGGUGAACACAGGGAUAAAAAGUACCCCAUGUGUACAAUGAAAUAUACUGCUGUAUUUUUGAUGUUGUGGGCCUAUAUUUCUGCUGGAGGUCCUGGACAUCUUGUUUAGAAACAUGGCAUCAUGGAUUCUAUCAAAUACCAACAGAUAAAAAAAUCAAUAAGUGACUGACUCUGUCAGAAAUCUUAUAAUGGGCCAUGUUUGGAUCUUCCAACCGUACAAUAAUCCAAACACAAACCUCAAAAACAACACAAAAAUGGGUCACUGAGCACAAAACCAAGCUUCUGCUGGCCAUUCCAGUCCUCUGACCUGAACCCUAUAGAAAAUGAGUGGGUGAACUGAAGAGAAGAAGCACCAACAUGGAGCUGGGAAUCUAAAGGGUCUGGAGUGAUUCUGGAUGAAGGAAUGGUCUCUGAUCUCUUGUCAGGUUUUCUCCUCAUCAGGCAUUAUUGGAUAAAAUUUAGAGCUGUUAAACUGGCAAAUGGAGGUUUCAAAAAGUAUUGAAUAAAAGGGUGCCGUUAAUUGUGUCCAACGUGUCAUUGAGAAAAUUUAUUUCAUAAUAUUUACCCCCAUUUAAAAUUCUUAUCCAAUGAAAGGUUUGAUUUUCGUGAAUUUUUUUAAAUAAAAGAUCAAAAGGAUUAACAAUGCAGAUUAAUUUCCACAGCCUUCGUUGAUCAUAUUUACCAAGGGUGCCGAUAUUUUUGGCCAUGACUGUAUAUAUAUACUUGAUAUACUUGGUGAACAUAUUCUAAUCUUGACCUUCAAUUUAAAUUACACACCUCACGCAGUAAAUUAGAAUUAGUGGCCUCUUGAUACUCAAAAUAUGUGAAAUAUAGCAGUUCAACACUUAGUGUGCAGUCCUUGACAGUUCAUAAACAAAAUAUUAGUGUGAAACAAAAAAUUCUGUACUCCUUGCACAAUUAUGUUCUAACUUUUGAGCGUGAUUAUGUGUAUGGAAUAAAGUUGCAUUUUUUUUUUUUUUUCCCAACACUAUCGCUUGCUAGUAUCUCAUCUAUUUGCAGUGUUUGUGCAAUUUUUUUUUUGUCCUGCCAAGUAUGACUUUAACCAUCUUGUACAGUAGUCUACAACGUUAGAUUUAACUUGACUGCUGUUUAUUUUCGGUGUUAUUUUAGUCCAAGAUGAAAACUGAGACCUGAAGACAAAAAAAAAUUCUAUAUUGAGGUGAAUGUAUAUUUAGCCUCUAGGAACAUCCAUCUCUGGGGGCUCAACUGUUUAAUAUUUGACUUCAUGUGACCUGUAUAUAUUUGAUAGACUAUGUCUGUGCCAAAUGUCUGUGGUUGCUUUUGCUAUUCAGAGUAUUUGCACUUUAAAAUGGAAAACUUGGUAUUAUGAUGCCAUUAAUAAAACCUUGGUGUAACUCUAUCAUUAUCCAUUACUUUUUAUAUUUAAUCAGCAUUGCAUAGCACUGUGUGGAUUAAUUUAGUCUCAAACCACCUUAGGUUGACAUUGUUCCAGCUCCACAUAUACAAUGUAGGAAGUACACCACACCAGAAGCCAAUUAAUUUUGAAUGGUACAAACAUAUUUUAAUGUACAAUUAAAUAAUUGGGGGAAAAAUCUGACCACCAUAAUAACUUUAAAAAAAAAAAAAGAACAGACAACCAACCAAACAAACAAACAAACAGUAAAACUACUGAUAUCAGAGCAACAGUUUUUGCUCCUCUCAGCAAGCACCAAAGUGUUAGCAAGGGAACAGUGGUCAAAACUAGGAACCAUAAAACUGUAUGGUUGGUUUUCCAGUCUGUUUUAGAAAAAGAAAAAGAAAGAAAAAGAAAUUUACAGAUCAAAGCAAAUUGCCAUGGUUUGUACAGUGAAUCAUAAUCUAUAUACCUCUAUAUGCACUCAUAAGACAUUUCCCUAAAAUGCCAUGAUAUUUCUCAUUAUUCCCAAAGUGGGACGUAUAUGUUAUGACAGCAGUGUCAUGUUGCAUCAAUACAUCUUUGAAAAAGUGUAAUUCAAUAUCAACUCUUGAAUUAGCUUCAAGAUUUUUAUUCUCAAAAAUAAAAUUAAAUAUAUGCAUCUAUAUAUAAUAUAUAUAUAUAUAUAUAUAUAUAUAUAUAUAUAUAUAUAUAAAACAAAUAUUGUUCUCCUUGUCAUUUAUAAAAUAAGUCUAAAGCCAUAUUGCCUCUGUUUUGUAUUCAUCCAGCACCCCUUCAACCAAGGAAAACAAUUCAUUUAUAGGUUAUUGUCAUAUCAUCAAAAACACCAUCUGCUUUUUAAAACUCUCUUCCCCACUGUAUUUGUGCACAGGAUGGAGAUAAUGACAGUCAGUGUUGGUUUAUUACACACUAAUGAAAUCCUUGUAAUGAAGUACACAUACAAAGGCGCAUUGGUGCUUGUCUG
This is a messenger RNA of Onychostoma macrolepis, 4640 nucleotides long. It is a transcript of the gene cbx7b, whose product is annotated as chromobox homolog 7b. Gene Ontology annotation, biological process: negative regulation of transcription by RNA polymerase II. The transcript is spliced from 6 exons. The record is from RefSeq and is a predicted model, not a curated record. The coding region runs from base 264 to 1004 and encodes 246 amino acids. Gene Ontology annotation, cellular component: PRC1 complex. Lineage: Eukaryota; Metazoa; Chordata; Actinopteri; Cypriniformes; Cyprinidae.